AUGUUGCUGAUAGUAAACUCUGAGAAAGGAGGGGAGAGUGGUGGAUGGAAAGGAGGGGUCUGCUAGCUAAAAGUUAAUUAGUCCAACACAGUGCAAGGGCAUGCAGUGGGCUUUUGAGGAGGGUCAGUGCUGGAUGGGACCAAACUUUUCCCAAACCACCCUUCUGCUGUUUCCUGCAAUCGUCUAGACUCCAAGGAGGGCUAGAUGAGUUGUGAUUCACUGGCUGUGGUCAGCCUCUCUUCUUGGAGCCGGUUACUGGUUUAAAGUUGAGGGGCUUCCUGCCACUGGGAAUUAUUACAAGGCAUCACCAUGACACUUCUGGGGUCUGAGCAUUCUAUGCUGAUUCGGAGCAAAUUCAGAUCAGUUUUACAGUUGCGGCUCCAGCAGCGAAGAAGCCGAGAGCAGCUCACCAACCAAGGAGUCAUGCCUCCAUUGAAAAGCCCCUCUGCCUUCCAUGAGCAAAAGAAGACCUUGGAGAGAGCUAAGACUGAAGAUUAUUUAAAGCACAAGAUCCGAAACAGACCUGCACCCUUAGAGCUGACUGAUAUGCACAUUUUACAGGAUUCAGCCACAGAGGGGUCCAUUCAAGCUUCACAGAUGAAACUAAAAAGAGCCCGUCUUGCAGACAAUCUGAAUGAAAAGAUUGCUCUUAGGCCAGGUCCUCUGGAGCUGGUGGAGAAGAAUAUCAUUCCUGUUGACUCAGCUGUGAAAGAGGCCAUCAAAGAUACCCAGGUGACUUUCUCAAAAUCCUCAGAUGCCUUUGCUUUUGAAGAAGACAGCAGCAAUGAUGGGAUGUCCCCAGAGCAAGUCAGAAGUGAGGAUUCUGAGGGAUUCACAGAAUCAGCAGCAGGAACCAAAAUUUCAGAAACAGCAUUCCCCUCAAUGUCAGGGACAACUCAGGAUCAUUCCAGUGCCUCUGAAAAUGAUACUACUGAUAUAACAUCUCAGCAGAAUAGCCGGCCAGAAAGUCCAAAAGAGAUGAAUGGGCAACAGACACCUCCUGUGCCUAUUGCCACAGCAGCAAAGUCUAAAUCGUCAAGUGACAGCAAGAACCGCCACAAAAAGCCCAAGGAGGCAAAGCCCAAAGUGAAGAAACUUAAAUAUCACCAGUACAUUCCUCCUGACCAGAAAGCCGAGAAGUCUCCUCCGCCCAUGGACUCGGCCUACGCGAGGCUCCUUCAGCAGCAACAGCUCUUUCUACAGCUUCAGAUCCUCAGUCAGCAGCAGCAGCACCGGCACCAUCCUUUCAACUAUCCUGGCUCUCAUUCCAGUCAACUGAAACAAUCCAGUGAGCAAGCGGCCAAAACCACGAACUCUUCCCCAACAGCUGUUGCUAACAGUCCUCUUUCUCCUGUGAAAGGCACCUUUUCGGGACAGCCCUGCAUUUCUACUCUCAAACCAGGUCCUUUGCCAUCCAAUUUGGAUGACUUAAAAGUGUCAGAGCUGAGGCAACAGCUCCGAAUAAGAGGACUUCCUGUGUCCGGUACAAAAACAGCCCUGAUGGAACGUCUGCGGCCUUUCCAAGAAUGCAGUGGUGGUUCAGUGCCCAGCUUCAAUGAAAUAACUACAGUCACCUUCCCAGUGACUCCAACAAGCUCUCUGUCCAGCUACCAGUCCCAGUCCUCAGCCAGUCUGUUAUCCAAUGGAUUUUACCACUUUGGCAGCACCAGCUCCACACCGCCCAUCUCCCCAGCUUCUUCCGACCUGUCAGUGAAUGGUUCCUUACCAGACACCUUCAACGAAGGACCCAUGUCUUCCCCACAGUUCGUCUUGCAUCCUUCCCCUGUGCAGAGUGGGUGUGAAGAGAGCUUGAUAGGGAGCCAUAAUGGAGCUGGCAUCCAGCUUGAAGUGGAAAGAGUCGAUACAGAGAAAGACAAGAUGCUGGUGGAGAAGCAAAAGGUCAUCAAUGAGCUCACCUGGAAAUUGCAGCAAGAGCAGAGGCAAGUGGAAGAGCUGAGGAUGCAGCUCCAGAAGCGCAAAAGGAGCCACGGAGCAGAGGAGAAGCAACCCUCAGCACAUUUUUUUGGCUUUCCAAUCAAGCAAGAAAACACAGCAUCCAGCUGUCCAUUUGCAUCCAAGCAAACUGCCUUGAAGGUGCAAACCAGCAGCUCUGAUACACUGAACAAUUGUGGGCCGCCUCAGCUCCCCCGCCUUGUAAAUAGCCAUUGCAUGGAAUCCUCAGGGCAAAAUGGUAUGCUAUCCUCCACAUUCCUAAGCCCACAGUGCUCUCCUCAGCAUUCACCACUAGAGGCAGCAAAGAGCCCACAACACAUCAGUCUUCCACCCUCACCAAACAGCCAUUACCUCCUCUCGGUGUCCCCUAACAUUCAAGGUGAAGGGCGCAGUAGUUCUCCACAGAGUAACAGCCAUCUACACACCACUUCGAUGCCAACGCAGGGAGGCCAGAAGUAUUCUACUCUGUCAGCCAACUUCUGUAAGUCAAAUGUUGCCCUGUCAGAAGGAAAACAGCCUCCACCAUAUGCUGAUGCAGUGAAGCAGCAGAUGACCCGAAGUCAGCAGAUGGAUGAGCUGUUGGAUGUGCUCAUCGAAACUGGAGAAAUGCCUGCAAAUGCCAAAGAUGACCGUCCUUGUCUUCAGAAAGUGCCCCAGAUAACAGUGUCUUCAGGGACCUCUGGUACAUCCACCUUACUAAAGGCAUCAUCUGUUUUUGAGCAAGGCCCUUCAAGUCAGCUGUCCUUUGAACAUGGCCCUGGCAACAAUGAGAACCAUCUUGAAAUCUUGUUAAAUUCCCACAGCCCGCUAGGGCGAACAAAUGAGAUCACCCUUCUGAAGGUAGGUGGUGAAGAGCCUCACUUUGAAGGGGUGAUGGAAGGAUUUUCCAGCAAAACUGCUGAUGAACUGCUCACACCUCAUGAGAUCCUGCCGACACCCCUCUCACCCAUGGAGACUCAACUGUCUCCCUCUUCUGGUGAAGGAUCUGGUUUGCACAUGAGCUUCACAGAGUCUCCCUGGGAAACAAUGGAAUGGCUGGAUCUCACUCCACCUAGCUCAGCCAAUGGUUUUGGUUCCCUCACCACCACAGGCCCCAGCAUCUUCAACAUUGAUUUCUUAGAUGUGACUGAUCUCAACUUGAACAGCACAAUGGAUCUGCACUUACAACAGUGGUGAACAAAAUGAGCCCUACAGGUGGUUAUGUAGCUGCCCAUAAAUGAUUUCCACAAAUGGGACUGAAGAGACUAAACCAAAGAGCUAUAGUACCAUCCAGGGAGGAGAAACUGGAGUCAUUGUUUCUCUGGACAUAAAUGUACUUUUUUUCAUUACAAAUGGACUAACCAAAUGAUCCCACAUCCCACUUACAAACAAGCAACCCCAAGCAAAAGAUGUGCCUCCUAAUUAAGCAAAUUCACAUCACAGAAGUCUUCCAAAUGGUUUCCAAGGGCAGUUCCCUUUGCAGUAGAACUAAACUUGGCAUGCCCAUGUCCAUUUAAUCCCUAAUACAUAAACCAGCCCUUAUGACAUGCACUAUACUGUCCCCACUACCCACUGUAGGCAGACCACUAUUUACUGCUAGCAGACCCUUUCUGGCUCUUAGCACACUGUUUGGAAAACCUUUGUCCUCAGCAUAUCUAGUAUUCUUUCUCUAAAAACCAGCCUCCUGCUAGGCAGCAUGAGCCUCAAUUGGUGACUUUUUUCAUUACUAUCAUAGGUUUCCUGAGCAUCUCUCUCAUUCUCUGCCUUGUCUUGUGUUUCUCCAGUUAUAAAGGCACAGUGCACCAGAAUCAGUGCACUGUGAUUUAUUCUACCUGAAAAGAAUAGAUCCGAGAUAACUAGUUUUGGUUUCCCACAAAAUGUGUUUUCAGGUACAUUCCUCCUUUGAUCAUUUUCUAAAUCAGUUUAUAAAUAAAGCACAUAUGGCCAUAGCUAUAGCUACUGGAGUUGUCUUGCUGGGGCGGCAGGGAGCAGAAUGCCUUCUAGCAAUUUUGUCUAGAAAUGAGAAUGAAUAGGCAGAGUAUCUCCGAACACUGCUAGUGCUUAGCCACCUGUGCUUCCCAAGCCCCUGUCUUCCCCUUCUGAAAGAUGAAGCAGGGUAGUUGUUGUUUACUACUGAUGCCUCAGUUGAAUCAACUGUGAAAAACGUUUCUCAGCGUAAUUUAGUCAGGUUUGGGAAAAGGCUUUCUAAAAACACGGUUUGUUCUGUUGUGGCCUUUCAGUUUACAUUUGCUUCUGAGCUAUAAAUUUAUGUAGCUGCAGCGGUAAGUCUGAAAAUGGAAGGCAAACAGAAUCCUUCUAUCAUGUACAUCCUGUUACAAGAAGACAAAGCAAAACAAAAUUCCAGAAAAUGGCAGUUACAUUAAACCCCUGAAUCUUCUUGCUGUAUUCCAAAUCAAAGGAUUUCUGCUCCCUGUGAGAUGAACCUCCACUGCCCUUGAGGACUAUAUCUGUUCUCCCCCCCGACCCCUUUUCAUAUGAACUCACCCCACAAAACAUCCCAUCCUUAAGGACAUCUGUCCCAUAUUCUAUGCCCAAAUGCAAGAAAUAAUCUCACCGAAAUCAUAUUCAAGUGCCUUUGAUUUCCUCGGCCUACUGGAAAAAAAAGAUUCCAGUAUUGUGGACUGGAAGCAGCCGUGUAGUAUGAGACUCAAAUUGAUGACAUUCUAGUGCCUUAGCCAUUACUCUGUUCAGGACUUUCUGCUGUUGAAUCCGUCAUGAAGGAAGCUAUAGGAGAAGUCCCCUGCAAAAUAUCCUGGAGAACAGCUGUGAAUCCACAAAUCAAGGAGGAGCGUGUUCUUCUAAGCCAGUGGAGCACUAGCGUGUUUAUUUUUUUCUGAAAGGUUGUGCACUGCAAUUCAGAAAGGUCUGUCAACACUGGUAGGGGGGAAAGCUCACUCCCCGCGGGGGGCCCCCCCCCAAAUCUAUUGUUAAGUUUCUAUCAAACGGCUUGGGGCAGCUUUCUAUAUAAGAACCAAUUCUGAGAAAUUUUAUCAACCAAUCUAACUAAACUUAAGUAUGUUACAAAUAUGUAUAUACCAAUCAACUGUAUUGAAUAUGUGUGUUACUGGAAGGAUCAUUUGUUGGAAAUCAAAAGUGCUCGGAAAGGACUGUGUGCCCUUCAAUACCUUCUUGGCUGAAGGUCAGCAUGAACUGUGCCAGGAGAGUGGUUUUUGCAGACCAAAUGCGUAUGAAACUUUAGCUUCAGAAAGUAGCAAAACUUCUGGGGCUUGAGUGGGGAAAGAUUCACAGUUGGCUUUAAUAUUGCUGCAUGUUGUAUAAAAAAAGUUUUGUUGUUAAGAUCACUAUUUAAAAGCAUGAUUUUCUAUUGUACAAAUUGUUCACAGUGCACUGGUAGGAUAGAGUAAUAUUUCACAUGUUUGUUUUUGUUUACUUUGUAAUUUUAACAAGCAAAAAUUUAGAAGUCAUUCCAUGGAGAGUUUUUAAAGGCACUUGACCCCAGACUAGUUUUAGGUGCUACACUGUCAUGCGGUACAGAGCUUUAGGGAUAGCAUUUAAAGGGAUGCUGUCAGCUACUGAAAUAACCACACACACUGUAAAUAAACACAUUGCCUUACCUCUGUGACCAGCACUGCCAUACUUAUUAAAAGAAUC
This is a messenger RNA of Sphaerodactylus townsendi, 5565 nucleotides long. RefSeq names its product myocardin (gene MYOCD). The transcript has 13 exons. The coding region runs from base 310 to 3129 and encodes 939 amino acids. NCBI's taxonomy places the organism in Eukaryota, Metazoa, Chordata, Lepidosauria, Squamata, Sphaerodactylidae. The record is from RefSeq and is a predicted model, not a curated record. Gene Ontology annotation, biological process: cardiac muscle cell differentiation; smooth muscle cell differentiation.